Messenger RNA from Gossypium raimondii (Peruvian cotton), 2040 nucleotides. RefSeq names its product BTB/POZ and MATH domain-containing protein 2. Lineage: Eukaryota; Viridiplantae; Streptophyta; Magnoliopsida; Malvales; Malvaceae. The coding region runs from base 666 to 1892 and encodes 408 amino acids. The transcript is spliced from 4 exons. Gene Ontology annotation, biological process: protein ubiquitination. Gene Ontology annotation, molecular function: protein binding. The record is from RefSeq and is a predicted model, not a curated record.
AAAACCAAAAACCAAACCUUUGAUUUUCAUUUUCUUCGAGAAAGGAAACUUCAAGCAAGGUUCCUUGCUUUGCUUCCAUUAUUUAAAAGUGCGUGCCAAUCAAAUAUAUCACUUUUUUUUUUUUUAAUUUCUUUAACUUUUUUCAACUUUGCCGUCACGCUUUCAUCAAACAAAAAGAAGCAGCCUUAUUCAUUUCUCUCAAUUUCCCCCUUUUCAUUUUUUGAAUUUGCAAAUUUUAUCAAUCUUGUUUGAAAAUUCGCUUCGAUAUCUCGAAUUCCAAGUUAUUUUCAUUUGGAAUUUAAUCUAUUUCCGUAUUUGGUUAUUGAUAUUCUCUUCCGAUUUCGAAGUUUUCUUAAUCAAAUUAGGGUUCUUAAUUGCCGAUUCGAAUUUACGAGAAUUCGAUCGAUAAAACCCUGAUUCAGUUCCUACCCAUUUCAAUUCCGACCAAAACAAGGAAAACCUGGUUUUCGAUUUCUAAAAGGAAAAAGAAGACUCGUACUUCAAAAAUCUCGGUUACCUUUCCCGAAAACCCUUUUUCUGGUUUUAAUUCCCAAUUAAUCCAAAAGAAUUGUAAACAUUCACCGAUUACCCGUUUCGAUUUCGUUUUCAACCUAAAAUAAUAAUACCCAGAUCGUCAAGAUCCCGAAUUUAGCCUUCCGCAGUUAAUGGGCACAAUUAGCUUCCACGGAGAACUUCCUAAACCCUCUACUUCUUCUUCCCCUACUUCUUCUUCAACCUCAUCUACGUCUCGGACUGAGACGGUGAAUGGGUCCCAUGAGUUCAAGAUCAAGGGCUAUUCCCUUGCCAAAGGCAUGGGAGUGGGUAAAUACAUGGCUUCCGAUGCGUUUAUGGUGGGGGGAUAUGAAUGGGCCAUUUAUUUUUACCCGGAUGGAAAGAGCGCUGAAGAUAAUGCUACCUACGUUUCUCUUUUUAUUGCUUUGGCAAGUGAAGGAACGGAUGUAAGAGCGCUCUUUGAGUUGACCCUUUUGGACCAGAGUGGGAAAGAUCGUCACAAGGUGCAUAGCCAUUUUGGGAGGAUGCUUGAGAGCGGGCCUUAUACACUUAAGUAUCGUGGGAGCAUGUGGGGUUAUAAACGCUUUUUCAAAAGAACUCUUCUAGAGACGUCAGACUACCUUAAAGAUGAUUGCCUGUCAAUUCGCUGUUGUGUUGGUGUAGUUAAGUCCCAUACAGAGGGACCUAAAAUUUAUUCUAUUACAGUUCCACCUUCUGAUAUUGGUCAGCAUUUUGGGAAGCUACUAGAAAGUGGGAAGGGAGCUGAUGUGAAAUUUGAAGUUGAUGGGGAAAUAUUUGAUGCCCACAAGUUGGUCCUUGCUGCCCGCUCACCUGUAUUCAGGGCACAACUUUUUGGUCCAUUGAAGGACCAGAACACGCAGUCCAUUAGAGUAGAAGAUAUGGAAGCUCCUGUGUUCAAGGCGUUGCUCCAUUUCAUUUACUGGGAUGCCUUGCCAGACAUGGAAGAGCUCAUGGGUUCAACUUCUAAAUGGGCUUCUACGCUUGUAGCUCAGCAUCUGCUUGCCGCUGCUGACCGUUAUGCGCUUGAGAGAAUGAGAUUGCUUUGUGAGGCUAAACUUUGUGAGGGUGUUACAAUAAACACAGUUGCAACUACAUUAGCCUUGGCAGAACAGCACAACUGUUUGCAUUUGAAAGGUGUAUGCUUAAAAUUCAUUGCAUUGCCAGAGAAUUUAAAAGCUGUGAUGCAAACAGAUGGAUUUGAGUAUUUGAAGGAAAGCUGCCCGGGUGUUCUUACUGAACUGCUGCAAUAUGUUGCGAAAAUCGGGGAGCAUUCUGUUAUUUCUUGUGGAUAUCGGAAAGAAGGAUCGUUGGAUGGUUCUGAUGUUAAUGGUCGGCGUGUCAAACCAAGGCUUCAGUGAUUUAGGGAAUAACAUGUAACUCAUCCUUUGAUUAGUAAGAAAGACUAAUAAAAGAGAGCAAUGUAGCAGUAGACAUUUUUGGCUUGUACUAACUUUGGUGAAUAUACGAGAGUUUAAAAGUCAAAUGGCUCAUUUGUUUCUCAUACCA